CCCCGGGAUGGCCCGGGGCGCAGGACGCCCCCGGUGACCUGUGCCCCCUCCCCAGAUCCCGGCGGGAUGCGGUGUCCCGGCGUGUCCCUGUGGGGGCUCCUGUGCCUGGGGGUGGCCGUGGCCGGGGGGCGCCCCGUGCGGCUCGAGAGGGUCCGCGGGGACGCCCGGACCCUCAUCCGGACCCUCAGCACCCGCCUCCAGCAGCUGCAGCUGUUCCCCCUGACCCUGCGUGUCACCGGCCUGGAGGGGGUCCCGGAGGGGGGGUUCCCGGACGGGGGGGUCCCGGCGGGGCUGGGGGUGGCAGCCCAGCGGCUCCAGCUGUUCCAGCGGCUCCUGGGGGCGGUGCCCGGGGGUGACCUGCGCCUGGCACAGGUGGCCAACGACCUGGAGAACCUGCACAGCCUCCUGGGGGUCCUGGGGGCCCUGCUGGGCUGCCCCCCGCCCCGCGACCCCCCCCCGGCCCCCCCGGCCCCGCUGGCCGAGGCUCCCCACACCGUGACCGGGGUGGCCCUGGCGCGGCUCCGGGGGUGCCUGGAGGGGAUCGCUGCCCACCUCGAGGGGGACCCCGUCUGUUAGGGACCCCCGGACCCCACCGGGACCCCCAGGACCACCCCAACACCCCAUGGACGUGACCGGGACCUCACCAGGACCCCAGCGGGACCCCCACAAGGGCUCCUGGGACCCCACAGACCCCCCCAGCCUCAGCAGGACCCCACGGACACAACCAGGACCCCACGGAAACACCACAAGGACCCCCCAGGUCCCACCACGACCCAUCCCACUGACCCCCCCAGGAUCCCAUGGA
Molecule: messenger RNA, 805 nt
Organism: Pipra filicauda (Wire-tailed manakin)
Lineage: Eukaryota; Metazoa; Chordata; Aves; Passeriformes; Pipridae
Product: leptin-like
Exons: 2
Coding region: 67-576 (169 amino acids)
Biological process (GO): signal transduction
Cellular component (GO): extracellular region
Molecular function (GO): hormone activity
Source: RefSeq, a predicted model, not a curated record